Anoplophora glabripennis (Asian longhorned beetle) is the source of this 1557-nucleotide messenger RNA. RefSeq names its product cyclin-dependent kinase 20-like. Gene Ontology annotation, cellular component: nucleus. Bases 70 to 1044 code for a protein of 324 amino acids. The record is from RefSeq and is a predicted model, not a curated record. Gene Ontology annotation, molecular function: ATP binding; cyclin-dependent protein serine/threonine kinase activity. The transcript has 5 exons. NCBI's taxonomy places the organism in Eukaryota, Metazoa, Arthropoda, Insecta, Coleoptera, Cerambycidae. Gene Ontology annotation, biological process: protein phosphorylation.
CUAUUUUGAUAUGAAAACAUUUGGAUUUUGAAUUAUUAGAAGUUGAUUUGUUGCAAAAUUAGUAAAAACAUGAAUAACUACAAAUUACUAGGACGUGCUGGGGAAGGUGCUCACGGAUUUGUUUUUAAAGGAAUGGAUUUACGUAAUGAAAAGAUGGUUGCUUUGAAAAAAAUUAUUUUUAAUCCAAAUACAGGAGUUCCAAAAAAUACCAUGAGAGAAAUUUGUGCUUUACGAGCUUUAAAAUCAAACCACAUUGUUAAACUUAUCGAAGUCACAAGCAUGGGUAGUUCCAUUGUGUUAGUCAUGGAAUUUUUGCCAUGGUCCCUGGCAGAGAUAAUAAAAAACACAUCGAUAUCAUUAAAUCUCUCCCAAGUUAAAACUUAUACCAAGAUGAUUCUGUCCGGUGUAAAUUAUAUGCAUCAAAAUCACGUUAUGCACAGAGAUUUAAAACCAGCUAAUCUACUUAUUAGUAGCAAGGGGAUUUUAAAAAUAGCCGAUUUUGGAUUGGCCAGAAUUUAUGGCAACGACAAACAUCGUCUGUAUUCUCACCAAGUAGCUACAAGAUGGUAUAGAGCACCGGAAUUGUUGUAUGGGUCUAGAACUUACACGCCAUCGGUUGAUAUGUGGUCUGUGGGGUGCAUAUUAGGCGAAAUGAUAAACCGACAACCAUUGUUUCCAGGCGAAACGGAUAUUGAACAACUUGCUAUCGUUUUGAGUACUUUAGGAACACCAAAUGAAGACACGUGGCCAGGUUUAACGCAACUGCCAGAUUAUAACAAAAUUGCGUUCACACCAAAUGUGGGAAAACGAUGGAGUAUUGUUUUACCCGGCGCAGAUGCCGUUACUUUAAAUUUGAUUAGCAGGGUACUUCUAUACAAUGGUGCGAAAAGAAUAUCUGCUAGAGAAGCGUUAAAACAUAAAUUCUUCUUCGAGAAACCUUUGCCCGCAAAGCUACCAAAUAUGCCAAAGUUGGAAGAAAAAUCUGAGGAGCCCCAAUGGAACUUCAUUGACUUCGAUGAAGUAAUUAAACAAUUUGAUAAUUAACGUACCAUGUUUGUGUUAAUUUGCAUAUCUCACGAUUGCUGAUAAAAGAAGGUUUAUGUUCUAAUAAACAAAGAUAUGAUAAAGAAAUCUGAAUAAUACGAAAGGUUGUUACUAAAUUUUUUUAUUUAAAAAUAACCCAUACAACGGUUUGAUUCUAACAAGAUAUAUAAAUUAUUUAAUAUUUAAGGGCAGCGAUAGAGAUGGAAAAUCUUCCCUACGUAAUUACAACAUAUAAAAUAACAAAAUAUAUUUCAAGGAAUCAUUAUUAAGGAUAUAAGGAAUUAUAAGACUUUUAUGAAUAUAAUAAUAGUAUAAAAUAAUAAAGCCAAUAGUCAAGCAAUGGUACGGUGUUACAGUGUCGCUUAUUGCACACUCUCCGUAAACCGUACAGGGAUAGACUUAAAAUUAUUAAUACUUACAAAAAUAAAGUAGAAAGCAUUAGAAAUACUUUUACGACAACAUUUAAAAAUGAAUGAAGCAGCGAUAAAUGUAAUGAUGAAUAUAAACCAUAAA